Meloidogyne enterolobii is the source of this 1693-nucleotide messenger RNA. The record is from the annotation of a GenBank genome assembly. Lineage: Eukaryota; Metazoa; Nematoda; Chromadorea; Rhabditida; Meloidogynidae.
AUGACUGAAAAAGGAUCAUCAAGUUCUGAUUUGGGCCCAAAUGAAAGUGAGGGGGAAAUUGUGAAGAAUCUUCAAACAAAACUUAAUAAUUUUGAAAUUGAAUUUAAUGAGGAAAAAGAGAAGAAUGAAAAAGAGAAGAAAUUAUUUGAAAGUAAAAAUAAGAAGGAAAUGGAAAUUUUUGAGAAGAAAAUGAAUGAGGAAAUCCAAAAAGUCAAAUCUGAGCAAGAAAAUGAAAUUAAAAAUUUAAAAGAAUAUUUUCAACAAUUAAUGGAUGAGAAAAUUAACGAAAUUAAAACGAUUGAAAAACAAAAGAGUGGGGAAUCGACAUCUGAAAUUAAAAACUUUGGCAAUAUUGGAGUGAAUUUUGUUCAAGUCAAGAAUAAAUGGAGUUUAACGUCUAAUAGUUGUGAAAAUGCCGAUAAAAAUAGUGUGCCUGCUGGUAUUUGUAUUGAAGAAAAUGAAUUUGUUAAUUUAAUUGGAGAUGGAAAUAUUAAAUAUAUUUUGGGGAAAGGGGAAGAUAAAUCUGUUUUUGUUUUUGCCGAAAAUGAAUUUAAAAAUCCAAAAGAAAAAAAUAAUUAUUCUUUGUUUUAUUAUGAAGUUAAAGGCAAAAUUGAGGAAGAAGAAAAUAAAAAUAUUUUGUGUGUUGGAAUUAAAAAUUGUGGAAAUGAUGAUGUUUUGUUGUGUGUUGGAAAACCAAUUAGAAACAAAUUGGCGGCUUCUAUUGUUUACAAACACAAAAAUAAAAAGAAGGGAAUUAAUCUUCCAGAAACAUUUUGUUGGAAUGAUGGGGAUGUUUAUGGAUGUGGAGUAGUAUAUCCACCAAUUAAUAGAAGGGACAAAUUCCCUUUUGUUUUCUUUACUCAAAAUGGAAAACAAAUUGGUAAAGGAAUAUUGAUGAAAGGUCGAAAGAAUGAUGAAUCUGUGCCGUCUCUUCUUUUAGGUCGUUGUUCUGUCGAAACAAAUUUUGGAAAUAAUUUGGAGAUUAAACCUUUUAUUUUUGAUAUUUCAAAGAAUUCUGUGCUUGAGGAAUUUUAUGAAGAUUCUAAUGAUGAAGAUGAUUCUGAUAGUAGUACAUCUGAUUCUGACGAUUCUGAUUUUGAAACAAUGGGGACGAUAAUGCUGGGAAUGAUGUUUACAGGGGCGGCUACACGCGCGAUGGCUGAAAUGUUUACAAAUACUGUUGAGAAUUAAACAAGUUUUGAGGUUAUUUAAAUUAUUGGAGGUUAUCAUUUUGGAGAAACAAUUUUAUUUAAAAAUAUUUUAAUCUUUAAAAAAUUAUACAAAUUUUAUAAAUUUGUUUGAUAAAUUUUAUUAUUUUGUUUAAAGUCGAACUGCUUUAGUCUACUGCUUGAAAAGCCCUAUUUUAUAGGGCUUCUAUAAAUUUUGCAAAAAAUUUUAUAAGGAAAACUCAUCCUCCUCUACUUGGCAAUUUAACCACUCAACCAUAUCAUACAACAGAGCUUGGUUAAAAAAUUUGCGGAUGUGGCUGCAUCAACGACUGUGAAUCAACUACACAAGCGGGACUGUUGCCUCCUUCCUCCACUGCGCGUAUUUAGGCCCCGCGCAACCUCCACUCAAACACAUUACCCGUUAAGGCAUGCGUUAUACUCCAGGGCACGAUUGGUACUUGUAUUUGUUUGUUUUGUGUUUAGUGUUUUAUUUGUUUGGUUUGAUUGGUUUUGCUUCUGCUUUG